Messenger RNA from Epinephelus fuscoguttatus (brown-marbled grouper), 2008 nucleotides. RefSeq names its product high-affinity choline transporter 1-like. Gene Ontology annotation, molecular function: choline:sodium symporter activity. The record is from RefSeq and is a predicted model, not a curated record. The coding region runs from base 52 to 1728 and encodes 558 amino acids. The transcript has 8 exons. Gene Ontology annotation, cellular component: plasma membrane. Gene Ontology annotation, biological process: acetylcholine biosynthetic process; choline transport; transmembrane transport. NCBI's taxonomy places the organism in Eukaryota, Metazoa, Chordata, Actinopteri, Perciformes, Serranidae.
GCCUGGCUGCUCUCUAUAUUGUGUGCACUGCACCGCUCCAGCACAGUCAGCAUGGCUCUCAACGUCCCGGGACUCAUAGCCACCAUCAUAUUCUACCUGCUGGUGCUUGGGAUCGGCAUCUGGGCUUCUUUUAAAUCCAAAAAGGAUGAAAACAGGACGCAGGCCAACCAUGCAGACAUGGCCCUGCUGGGAAACAGGGGGAUCAGCUUGGUAGUGGGAAUCUUCACCACAACCGCUACCUGGGUUGGUGGGACCUUCAUCAUCGGCACAGCGGAGACGGUGUACGAUCCAAAGUUGGGGCUGAUUUGGGCUGUGAUGCCUUUGGCAGCAACUUUGGCCUUCAUUCUUGGUGGUCUGUUCUUUGCUGAGCCAAUGAGAAACAAGAAGUAUGUUACCAUGAUGGACCCUUUCCAGAUCAAGUAUGGAAACGGACUGAGUGGACUUCUGUCUGUGGCACCUCUGAUGUCAGAAGUUAUUUGGGUCACAUCAACACUGAUAAGCUUGGGAGUAACCAUGAGUGUGAUCCUGGAUUUGUCCUACGCUGUGUGCAUCUGGAUUUCUGCUGCUGUGGCCAUCACCUACACACUGCUGGGAGGUCUCUACUCUGUGGCCUACACAGACAUCAUACAGCUCACUCUCAUUUUUGUCACCUCGUGGCUGUGUGUCCCCUUCCUCCUCAUGAGUCCCACCUCGGUUGACAUCACCACCACAUCUUUCAACCACACCUUCCAGCCUCCCUGGGUCGGCACUCUGACUGCAGGCACAGCCUGGAGGUGGCUUGAUAUCUUCUUGCUCCUGAGUGUAGGAGACCUCGGUUUCCAGGACUUCCACCAAAGAACACUAUCAGCCUCUUCCUCAACCACAGCUAAGCUGCGAUGUUACGCUGCAGCGUUUCUCAUCCCCACUUUUGGAAUUCCUCCUGUUCUCAUUGGGGCAGUAGCUGCAUCAACGGACUGGAACAUGACCUCAUAUGGCUCUCCACCUCCGUUUGAACGAGGUCAGACCGGUUUGAUUCUACCUCUCUCCCUACAGCACUUAACCCCGCCCUACAUCUCCGUCAUUGGCAUCGGAGCCGUGGCUGCUGCUGUCAUGUCAUCAACUGACUCUGCCCUGCUGUCUGCUGCCUCGAUCUUCUCCUCUAAUAUUUACAAGAAGAUCCUGAGGACAAAGGCAUCACAGAAUGAACUCGGAUGGGUGAUUCGUAUUGCUGUGGUUGUAUUCGGCCUGGCUGGCACGGCGCUCACCUUCCUGCACACAGGUGUCAUGGCUUUCUGGGUCCUUGGUGGAGAAAUCGCCUACAUCAUGAUGUUCCCGCAGCUGGUCUGCGUGCUUUUCUUCAACAUAUCCAACGGUUACGGUGCCGCCACGGGCUUCGUGGUGGGGUUUCUAUUCAGGCUUUUGUGCGGAGAGCCCUUGCUGGGGAUACCACCCGCCAUCCAUUUCCCAGGAUGCACCCUUGAAGAUGGUGUUUAUGUUCAGUAUUCCCCUAUCAGGACCAUCUGUAUGCUGAUCGCUUUUGCCACCACGUUGCUGGUCUCCUACCUGGCUGCUCUGCUCUUCAACAAAGGACUCAUACCUGAGAAGUGGGACGUGUUUCAGAUUAAAGUCCAGAAACCUCCACUGACUGAAAUUCCAGCAAAUGGUGUCAGCAGAAACGAAAUCAACAACUCAAAACCUCUGUGUGAGGAUGGAGGAGUCUCAGAUCCCAUGUUGGAAGCAAAGUGUUGACAUUUGCUAAAUUACCUCAUACUGUAUCCUUAACAGGACACUAAUCACGGGUAAAGUAAAAACAGUAAACAGGAAAACAAAACAAUAAACAACUAUGGAAGUAGAAAAUGACCUUCAUUGUAUGUAUCGUAUGGGUGAAUAAUAAAGGUAAUAAUAUGAAUAUUCAAAGUAAGAAAAAUGUAUAAAAUAUUUCCUCAGCAUCGCAUAUGGAAAGUCAGUCCUAAUGUGUUAUGGAUGAUGGGGGUACGCACAAUUUUUAAAAUGUAUUUUGACAAAUAAA